This is a messenger RNA of Schizosaccharomyces octosporus yFS286, 838 nucleotides long. RefSeq lists its product as uncharacterized. The record is from RefSeq and is a predicted model, not a curated record. NCBI's taxonomy places the organism in Eukaryota, Fungi, Ascomycota, Schizosaccharomycetes, Schizosaccharomycetales, Schizosaccharomycetaceae. The coding region runs from base 114 to 593 and encodes 159 amino acids. The transcript has a single exon.
CUCAUAAUGAGUGACUAGUAAUAAUCAUUCUCUUAACUUCAAACUAACUGGAAAUUUGACGAUAAUACAUAUCGAUUGUAAAUCAUCUUGAAGACAUCACUAGAAGCUUCAAAAUGUCCGUUAAUCCUACACAAACAAAUCCUAAUUCUGUUCAAGUCGAUGAACAAGCAAAGACAUGGAUACAAGGAAAAGUUGAAGAAGAAUUAAAACGCCUUGAAAGUGUCGGCGCAAAAGCCGUACCUUUAACCGUUAAGAAUUACAGUGUUAUUUUGGAUGAGAAUACGGAUACUGUAAUGAACAGAAUUGAGCUGAAGACCACUUUCGACUUUAAUCAUGUGCAACAGAUCCUCUUGUCUCCUCCUCAACCAUAUCCUCAUGAUUCGAAUCUAAGAUUUUUAUAUUUGGUUAUUUUGACAAAUUUACCUCAUCCUAUGCUGAUUCCUUACCUCUUUACGCCAAAAGUUGUCGGUAAAAACUUGUUACCAAGAGCUGAUGGACUUGUAGAAAACACUUUGAAGCGCUGGAUUUUCAUUAAUGAGAAAUUGCAAAGAGCUGAUCAUGUUGUUCGUGAAUACCAAGACGUUGAGGCAUGAGUUUGUGAUAGCGCAAAACAUCUACAGUCAGGAUGAUUCAUAUUAUCGGCGAAAUAUACUGACUAUGUACAUAUUUACAUUGGUAGUUCAUUUAUUUCAUUUUUUUGGGUUCUACUUACAAUGAACUAGAUAUAGUUUCUUGAAUUUACAUUAGCUUGUAACACAUGCCAUACCGAAGAAGACAUUACUUUGAUUUAGUCUGUAAAUGAACUAGUAACCUUGUAUAACAUUACCAAAUAAUCAAG